Messenger RNA from Pipistrellus nathusii (Nathusius's pipistrelle), 1383 nucleotides. The record is from the annotation of a GenBank genome assembly. NCBI's taxonomy places the organism in Eukaryota, Metazoa, Chordata, Mammalia, Chiroptera, Vespertilionidae.
AUGUUGCCCAGAGAGGGGAAGAGCUUGGGAAGAGGAACACGCCCUCUGCACUUCCCUGAGGAAGGACCCGGCGCUGCUGCUCUCCUCCUGUGCACUGGCUGCACCUCCCAGGCAGCGCUCCAGGACAGGAUGUAUCCUCCCGACAUGGCCACUUCCCCUCAGCCACUCACCACUAAGGUCGCCGGUUCUGAGAACAGCAGCGACUUCUAUGACUAUGAGUACUACUUGGACAACGUGGCCUUCACGCCCUGCAUGAAGCACGAGGUGCUGGCCUUUGGCAAAGUCUUCCUGCCGGUCUUCUACAGCCUGGUCUUUGUGCUGGGCUUGAGCGGGAACCUCCUCCUCCUAGUGGUCUUGCUCCGAUACGUGCCUCGCAGGAGGAUGACGGAAGUCUACCUGCUGAAUCUGGCCAUCUCCAACCUCCUGUUUGUGGUGACCCUGCCCUUCUGGAUCAUCACCGUGGCCUGGCAUUGGGUCUUCGGCAAUUUCUUGUGCAAGAUGGUGAGCACUCUCUAUACCAUCAACCUCUACAGUGGCAUCUUCUUCAUUAGCUGCAUGAGCCUGGACAAGUACCUGCAGAUCGUCCACGCUCAGCCCCACCACAAGCUGAGGACCCGGGCCAAGCGCUGGCUCCUCGCUGUCAUAGUGUGGGCUGUGGCCCUGGCUGUCUCCAUCCCUGACAUGGUCUUUGUGCGGACCCACCAAAACCAUGAGGGGGUGUGGAACUGCUAUGCGGAUUUCGGGGGACAUGGGACCAUCUGGAAGCUCAUACUCCGCUUCCAGCAGAACAUCUUGGGGUUUAUCCUUCCACUCUUCGCCAUGAUCUUCUUCUACUCCCGCAUCGGCUCUGCCCUGGUCAGGCUGAGGCCCCCAGGCCAGGGCCGGGCUCUGAAGGUAGCCAUUGCCCUCGUGGUGGCCUUCUUCGUGCUCUGGUUCCCGUACAACCUCAUCUUGUUCCUGCACUCGCUCAUGGACCUGAAAGUCUUUGGGGACUGCAAGACCAGCAAUUACCUGGAUUAUGCGCUGCAGGUCACAGAGAGCAUCGCCUUCCUUCACUGCUGCGUCACACCCGUCCUCUACGCCUUCUCCAUCCACUGCUUCUGCCAGUACCUAAAGGCUUUCUUGGCCGAGUUGUUUGGACGGCGCCAGGGACCAUGCCCUGUCCAGGCCCCACUGUCCAGCUGUUGUGAGAGUAGCAGCCUCACCGUCCAAGAAAUGACCAGCAUGAAAGACCUGGAGGAGGGGCAGUCUGAGGACUCCCCCAACAAGGGGGCUCUCGGGGAAUAUAAAGCCUCAGCGGCCAUGCCACAGUCUGGUGAGAGCGGAGGGGACCUGACUCAGCUGGGCGUCCACCCAGCGUCUUCUCUCCAAGGGCCCCAGUGA